CAUCGGUGGUCUCGAGGGGCGGCGCUGCGCUGCUGCCUGCGAGCUGGUCCCGUGGCCAGGCGGGUAGCCAGCCUGAGGGCACGGUGCCAUGAAGCUGUACAGCCUCAGCGUCCUGUACAAAGGCUAUGCCAAAGCGGUGCUGCUCAAAGCCGCGUACGAUAUGUCCUCCUUCAGCUUCUUCCAGAGACCCAGCGUUCAGGAAUUCAUGGCCUCCACAAGUCAACUGAUUGUGGAGUGCUCCUUGAAAGGCAGCAAAGCUUCUACCAAAGAACAAGAAUAUCUGUGCCAUGUCUACAUGACAAACAACAGUCUGGCGGGAGUGGUCAUUGCUGACAGUGAAUACUCAUCCUGGGUGGCGUUUACCUUGCUGGAGAAGGUACUAGACGAAUUCUCCAAGCAGGUCGACAGGAUAGACUGGCCAGUUGGAUCCCCUGGUACCAGCCAGUACGCAGGCCUGGAUGGUCACCUCAGUAGAUACCAGAACCCCCGAGAAGCUCACCCCAUGACUAAAGUGCAGGCUGAACUAGAUGAGACCAAAAUCAUCCUGCAGAACACCACGGAAUCUCUGUUAGAGUGA
Molecule: messenger RNA, 577 nt
Organism: Balaenoptera ricei (Rice's whale)
Lineage: Eukaryota; Metazoa; Chordata; Mammalia; Artiodactyla; Balaenopteridae
Product: synaptobrevin homolog YKT6-like
Exons: 1
Coding region: 89-577 (162 amino acids)
Biological process (GO): endoplasmic reticulum to Golgi vesicle-mediated transport
Cellular component (GO): Golgi apparatus
Molecular function (GO): SNAP receptor activity
Source: RefSeq, a predicted model, not a curated record